This is a messenger RNA of Giardia duodenalis, 2445 nucleotides long. RefSeq names its product Ankyrin repeat protein 1. The record is from RefSeq and is a predicted model, not a curated record. NCBI's taxonomy places the organism in Eukaryota, Fornicata, Diplomonadida, Hexamitidae. Gene Ontology annotation, molecular function: protein binding. The transcript has a single exon. Bases 1 to 2445 code for a protein of 814 amino acids.
AUGUUCAAGAUCAAGGACUCCGACAGCUGGUUUUCUGCGGUCUCCGAAGGGAAGGCGAAGCUCGUUGCAGCGUCGGCCAAGUCCUUCAAGGGUUUUCGUAAUGAGAACCAAGAAACUGCUCUCAUCCUAGCAGCGAAGCUCAACCAUCCGGAUAUUGUUGAAGCCUUAGCUGUGCACGAGGCGAGGCACACAGACAGCAAUGGAUAUACUGCGCUUAUGUGGGCAGCUAAGAACGGAGACGCCAGAAUGGUCCGGGCCCUCAUUAAUAGCGAGCGUGAUAUUGUCUUGCCCGAUGGGCGUGAUGCGCUAUCCUUGGCUGCAGAGGCGGGAAAUUUGGAAACCACAAAUGCCCUUGUCCCCUUCUUCGAGCUCGCUAGGCCUUCUACUGGACUUUCGGCUCUUGACUAUGCGGCCCGUGCAAACCAUGGAGAAGUAGUUAAGGCGCUCAUUGCAGAGUUCGAUCCGGCUGUGCACGUACUCGAAGCAGCACUUCGGCAGGCAGAGAUUAUGAACCACGGGGAGCUAGCGUCCUACCUUAGGAGUGUUGUUGACUCUAAAGCAGAUGGAGUUUCCCCCAUAGGCUCCGCGGGUAGUAAUUUUGUCUCUCGCCUAGCAACUCCGAAUACUCAUUCGCCGUGUGCUAGUGUUGUUCCUUUACAGACACACGCAAGCUAUGCAGACUGCGAACGGAUGGCGGCCUAUGCGCACAAGCUUGAGGAUGAACUUAGGGAGGAGCGCAGUAAGACGCAUAUCGAUGCUAACCGCAUUCUAGGUAAGUCAUACACCGACGAGGAUCUUCGCAUGUACAUUGCGACAAUGGAGGCCAAAUUGGAAGCAUCGGAUCGUGAGCGUGUAAAGCUGCACGCAGAGAUCAUGGAGCUUCGUCGGCACUACGGAGAUUCGAAGAAGGCUGGUGCAGGUGAUAUGAAUGUGGUUUCUCGUUCUCUAACCGAGCUUCAAAAGCUUAGAAAAGAAAACUCUGACCUUCAGGAUGUUAUCAAGAGCCAGACUAGCCGCAUAAAUGGUUUGGUUGCAACUAGCAAGCGUCAGAGUGAGUUGUUGCGUAGCAUUAACAAGUCUGGUGCUGAUGGAGAUAGCGCAAUGGGGGCGACCAAGAGUAUGCGUGAGUUACAUAGUCUGGAGGAAAAGUUGCAGGAAACGGACACACAGUAUACAAAACUAAGGAAAGAGCAUGGGCGUUUGCGUGGAGAGCAUGAAGAUCUUAAGGAAAAGUACGAGGAGGCUUGCAAAAUGCUGGCCACCAAAGAAAAUGGCGAAGAUGCAGUAAAGACCCUGAAUGCGAUGGAGUCUAAGUCAAGGGCGGAGCGUCAGAGAAUGAAUGACACGAAAAUGAUGUCGCACCGAAAUAGAAGUAGCGCUAGCCCGAGCCAUCGUGCUUGUGCUGAGCCUAAGAGCAUAAUUGAAUCUCCCAAACGUGGUAGUUCUUAUGGAACGAUGGGACCGCCUAGACGCACCGUUAGCAGGCUGACUGAGCAGAACAUUCCUGUAAUUGCGCCAUCUAGUGGGGAUGCAGAUAGUUUCGCUGCCGCAUUUGAUAACACGUUGUCGAAGACUCCAAAGGACUCCACUUAUAAAACAGCCGGAACAUAUCAGGCGAUAAAGAGUUCCAAGGAAAAAGACAAGGAAAUUGCCCAACUUAAGGAUGAGCUUUUUAAUUGCUAUUCUGCAGACGAGGUUGAAAAGCUGCACCGUGUAAUUGAACUCCGUGAGGCUCAACUCGCAGAUGUUACAAAGGAGCGUGAUGCCUUAGGUGCUUACCUGGAUCGUUACAACACGUCGCAGUAUAAUGCGCAACAGGUGGCAGACGAGAACGACCACUUGAAGCGAAGGAUUGCUGCACGCGACGAGGCCAUCCAUAAGAUGACACGUGAGCUUUGUACCGUGGCGCGUGCCUCUAGAUCAACCAUGGAGUCCAAAUUGCAGGAAAAGGACCAAGAAAUUGCACGACUUAAUGAGAAGAUUACUGCCUUACAUGAUGAUUAUAUGCGUUUGAAGAAUGACCCCAAUAUUCCGCAGCAGACCGCGCUCGGGAUCGAGUCCCGGGAGAAGUACCUCCGGAUGAUCGCAGACACGGAGCAGCAGAAUCACGUCUACCGGAAGCUCAUCCAGGACCAGCAGGCGCAGAUCGGCAUGCUGGUCGCGCAGCUGGGGGCGGCCGAGAGCCAGGCGCAAGCCCUCGCUGCUGACGGGCUUCGGGGGUCGGCAACCUGGGCCCCCAGCGAGGCGCAGCCAGCUCUGGGGCCGUUCCCGCAGUGCCCGCCCCAGUCCUCUGCCCGCAGCCCUCUGGAUGCCCGUCUGCAGGACGUCGAGAUCCUCGAGCGGGAGCAGAUGGCGGCACAAAGCGGCGCAAAGGCAGCCUCUGACCGUCCCUGGACACCACCGAGCGCAGAGGGCUGUGCGCGGCCCGCAAGCUCAUACUCAUAA